Molecule: messenger RNA, 1150 nt
Organism: Panicum virgatum (switchgrass)
Lineage: Eukaryota; Viridiplantae; Streptophyta; Magnoliopsida; Poales; Poaceae
Exons: 2
Coding region: 152-931 (259 amino acids)
Source: RefSeq, a predicted model, not a curated record
CAGAGCAUGCCAAAAAAAACUCGACGGCCACAGCAGCAACCUGGCCGCCGCGUACUCCCCCUCCCCUUCGCCCCCAACCUGAAAAACCGAACAAAUCCCCCGGCUCCUCGUCCCCAUCUCCGGCCCGGCCUCCGCCUGCCCAUCUUCCCCCAUGUGGCUGCCCUGGGUGAAGACGCGCCCUUCCUCCACCUCCCCCUCCUCGACCACCUCCACCUCCUCUUCGUCCUCCACCGCGCUCAUCGCCACCGCCGCCUCCCCGCGCCUGUCCUUCUCGUCCCCUUCCCUGAAAGACCUCCAGGCGCUGCUCCUCUCCGACGCAGCCACGCCCUCCCCGCCGCCCGCCGCGCCUUGCUCCCCGUACUCCUCCACCGUCCGCGUCUUCCACCGCGUCCGCGUCGCCGCCUCGGCCCUCCGCGCGCUCCGCGCCCUCCAGGCGCCGCCGUCCGCCGGCGCCGGCGCCGACCGCCGCGUCGUGCUCUACUUCACCUCGCUCCACGUGGUCCGCAGCACCUACGAGGACUGCCGCGCCGUGCGCGCCAUCCUGCGCGGGCUCCGCGUCGCCGUCGACGAGCGCGACCUCGCCAUGGACCCGCGCUACCUCGAGGAGGUCUCGGAGCUCCUCCCGCGCCUCGCGCCCCCGCGGCGCGUCACGCUCCCGCAGGUCUUCGUCGGCGGCCGCCACCUCGGCAGCGCCGACGAGGUCCGCCGCCUCCACGAGGCCGGCGAGCUCCGCCGCGUUGUGGCCGGCGCCGUCGCCGCCUCACUCGCCGCCUGCGGCCGGUGCGGCAGCGAGCGGUACGUGCUCUGCGGCACCUGCAACGGCAGCCACAAGCGGUACAGCGUCAAGGGCGGCGGCGGCUUCCGCACCUGCGCCAGCUGCAACGAGAACGGCCUCGUCCGGUGCCCCGACUGCUCGCCGCCGGACGUCUGACGGUCCAGAUCCGAAAGGAUUUUAGUUGAAGCCUCCGGGAAAGCUCCAAGCCGGAGAUUGGACCGAUGCUUGUACUGUAGUGUGAUUCUUCUACUGCUUACCCCUGCUCUACGCUUCGAUGCUCUGCCUACUCAAAAUGACAGUGACCGUUCCCUUUGUCGGAUGCUUGUUGGUAAUCAUCGUAAUCUGACCUGCCGAACGGAAUGGCAGUGCACGUCA